UGUCGAACAGGUCGGUCACCUGACGCAAUGUGUCAGGUACUUUUCGUGGUAAAUACGAGCGAAUUUAAGAAAUUCAGAUUUUAUUUUAUUUCUAGUUAUACAAAAGGGAAUGAAUGACUAAUACACGUGGAUAAACAUAAUCAUACGGCAAUAGUAAGGAGAAGCCAGCGGGAUUUUUUGAAAGGGUGUAGGCUACCUGUUGAUACUUCCUUCAAAUUUGCGUGAUAAACCGAAACUGGAGUAAAUCUACAUGGCUUUUAAAAUUAUGGCUCAUUCACACAUAUGUGUUGGUUUGCUGACAUUCCUGCACCUGGCUGUGGCAAGAGUUAUCUACAACAAUAACAAUGUGUUUCUCCAGGACCAGGCUGCCAUGUCCUUCCUGUCUCGGUCUCUUCUUUACAACAACUUGGACUUGGAGCUGGUUGUGCCAGACAACCUGGAAAGGGAGUGUAUGGAGGAAAUUUGCUGUUAUGAGGAGGCACGGGAGGUCUUUGAAGAUGACACGCUGACGGCAAAAUUCUGGAAGGAUUACACCAACAGCCAAGAGUCUGCUCCAGCAGUGGAUGUGUCAGGCUUGGUGGCAGGGAUCGUGGCCAUACUGGUGUCUGGCCUUAUCGCUACUGUGGUGGGCUGCUAUUAUUACAAGGGGAGGGCCAAGACUAGGAGGACACAGGGCCGUGCUGCUGUGACAUCUGCAAAUGCUGCGUCACCCCCUGAGUCAGUGCCCUUGUCCGGGACAGCAGCUCCUGGACUGCCUUCCUACAACGAGGCCCUCAGUCGCAGCGGCCAGCAUGACGCCCCCCCCGCCCCCUUACUCCGGUGGGGCCCCCUCAGAGAUAGUAGAAAAUCCAGCAGCUGAAGCCGCUGAUGAUUGAAGAGGAGGAAGAGGAUGAAAAGAAGGAGAAGACAACUCUAGAGAGACAGAGAAGAGAACAAUCUGUGAAAAUAAGGGAUGGGGAAAAAUGGGGUUAGGGCUAGAAGGGUUGAGCAGUAGGUCAUAAUACUGGAUGUGCAAAAUAGUUACUAAUUUUCUCAUCCAGUGUUGUUAUUGUUAUGUUGCUUGUCAUUGAUUCCGCAAAAGGUUUUAUAAUGCUUUCAGCUGCCAUUAUGCUGCCACACCCAUUCAUAUAUUGAUAUUGGUUGAUGUUGUGCAUUUACAA
Messenger RNA from Megalops cyprinoides (Indo-Pacific tarpon), 1160 nucleotides. It is a transcript of the gene prrg2, whose product is annotated as proline rich Gla (G-carboxyglutamic acid) 2. Lineage: Eukaryota; Metazoa; Chordata; Actinopteri; Elopiformes; Megalopidae. Bases 251 to 859 code for a protein of 202 amino acids. The transcript has 7 exons. The record is from RefSeq and is a predicted model, not a curated record. Gene Ontology annotation, cellular component: extracellular region. Gene Ontology annotation, molecular function: calcium ion binding.